Messenger RNA from Debaryomyces tyrocola, 132 nucleotides. NCBI's taxonomy places the organism in Eukaryota, Fungi, Ascomycota, Pichiomycetes, Serinales, Debaryomycetaceae. The record is from the annotation of a GenBank genome assembly.
AUGCUUAAGGAAAUAAUUAAUAAAACUAUUUACACAUUAAUUGAAUACCAUUGGCAAAUUGUACUAGGUGUACUUCUUCUAUCAGUCAUUUACUUUUUAGUGGUUCGACCCUUUUUUGCUUCCCCUUUAUGA